Molecule: messenger RNA, 1845 nt
Organism: Limulus polyphemus (Atlantic horseshoe crab)
Lineage: Eukaryota; Metazoa; Arthropoda; Merostomata; Xiphosura; Limulidae
Product: techylectin-5A-like
Exons: 6
Coding region: 687-1589 (300 amino acids)
Source: RefSeq, a predicted model, not a curated record
CAGAGUGAAAGGUUAAAAUUUUAAUAUUUAUUAUAUAUGAUAUUAUAUACAUAUUUUACAUCUUUUACUUCUAUUAUAGUUACAUACAAGUGACAGUAGAAACUUGUUAUUCUACUAUAUCAUCAUACCCAGCCAGAAAUUUUUCUCUAUGUCUCUAAACCCCAUUUUGUAUUCUUGCCACGAUUUAUAGAAGUAAUCUGUGGGGUUUCCAUAAUCCUCCCUUUGGGGAUCACCUACAGAGUCACGAAAUUUAAUUAUGAGUUUCUUUAUUUGUCCUACUACAUUAGAAAUGAGUGGAAAUAACCAAUAUAUCUGAAUGAAGUUUAAUCCUAGUUGUAUGAGGUUACAAAGCAUUUCUAAGUUAAUCACUGAGUUAUAAACCACUAAUUGAACUUUAUUGAGGUUUACUAAAUAGAACCAGGAUUCUCGAUAAUACAUAAUAUAUUUGUGUGUAGUCGCCUCGUGCUCAGAGUGAUGGUGUCAGACAAGGUCGAGUAAUUAGAGAAGAAGAAAAAAACACUGACGCCAAAGAUGAUGUUCCUUUAAGCAAAACCAGAUUUCUAAGAAUCUGAUCAUAUGUAGUGUAAACAAAAUUCCCUGUUGACCAAUGUUAAAUAUAAAUGUUGAACUACAGUGAAAUAACAUCAGUAUUGUAGCAGUUCUUCCUCUACUAUUUAAUAAAGACAAUGAUACAUCAAAUUUACCAAAUGAUGAUCAGUAUCAAACCUGUGAUGAUUCUUCUUCUGGUUCAUCAGACCUGUCAGCUAGAGACGAACUUCGAGCGAUGUCAAUUGACAACAGUAUCAACUAUACUGGAUUCAAUCAUUCUACUAGUUACACAAGCUAAACAGAAAAUACACAGCGAUGAACUGGAAUGUCUUCCAAACUCUCCUGGACCAAUAGACUGUGCAGAUGUUUUCCUUAAUGGACACCGUAGUAGUGGAGUGUACCGUAUCUGGCCCAAGUCAUGGAUAAUUACAGGAAGUGUUGAUGUUUAUUGUGAUAUGGACACUGAUGGAGGAGGCUGGACAGUGAUCCAGAGACGAGGGGAUUAUGGAAGCCCCACAGAUUACUUCUACAAUUCCUGGCAAGAAUACAAAAUGGGGUUUGGGGACAUAGAGAAAGAUUUCUGGUUGGGAAAUUACUGGAUUUUUACUUUAACGAACCAAGGAACUUAUUCAAUCAGAUUUGAUCUGAGAGACAAAGAAAAUGAAACACGGUUCGCCCUCUAUCGGGAGUUUAGGAUAGACAGUGAAGACCUGUACUAUCGUCUACAUGUUAAAGGUUACACAGGAGAUGCAGGGGACAGUAUGACAAAUCACAACGGGUUAAAUUUCUCCACCAAGGAUAGUGACCACGACACGUAUUCUGGUAGUUGUGUAGAGUCAUAUAAAGGAGGAUGGUGGUAUGGAAAAUGUCAUUCUUCUAACUUAAAUGGACUUUAUCUGAAUGGACAACACGAGAGCUACGCUAAUGGUGUGAACUGGAAAACAUGGAAAGGUUAUCAUUACUCUCUCCCGGAAGUGUCAAUGAAAAUACGACCCCUUAACUUUGAGAUUCCGAUAAAUAACAGUAACAUUCCAAUGUAAAAUACAAUUUUGUUAUCUUUUAAAACCACGAUUUCUAUUUAAUGGAUAAAAUUAACAUUAAUUUGUUGGAAGUUUCUGAUUAUGGACAAAUUGUGAUCAGAAAGUUGGUAAAUCGUGAUGAGAAAAUGAAUAAAUUUUAGUUAAAUUUGAUUAUAUUAAGGAAUAGUUACUGUUGGAGAACAUAGGAGGUUUAAUGUUUAGAUUCUAUUUGUAUUCAUUUAUGCAAAAUGUUUUAUUUUAAAUUAUUUUAGAAACA